Rhagoletis zephyria (snowberry fruit fly) is the source of this 1006-nucleotide messenger RNA. Its product is annotated as transmembrane protein 35. Lineage: Eukaryota; Metazoa; Arthropoda; Insecta; Diptera; Tephritidae. Gene Ontology annotation, cellular component: endoplasmic reticulum. Gene Ontology annotation, biological process: chaperone-mediated protein complex assembly; positive regulation of protein localization to cell surface. The record is from RefSeq and is a predicted model, not a curated record.
UGAAAUUGACAUUUUUCCGUUUUUUUUAGCGAACGGAAUACGUAAAAUAUGCAAAAGUUUUCCCAUUGGCCACAAUGUUUGGUUUCAAGGUACCAUCCAAGUGGUAUCGGCGUACAGUUGGCGUACUGGAGAUAACCUGUGGACUGGCUAUGGCACUCAUUCCAUAUCAUAAAAUAAAAAAUGCUGCCAAUAUAAUACUACUAUUGUUGAUGAUUUUGGGCGUCUAUCAGCAUUGGAUGGUUAGCGAUCCAUUUGAGCGAUCUGGACCUGCGCUUGUGUUCACAUUCAUGCUCGGUGGACGUUUAGUAGUUUGGUAUCAGACAAGUCGAAAAGAUGCUGAACUGGCCGCUGCCGCUCAAUCACAAGCUAAUGGCGUGAAGCAGGACUAAAAGAAGAACUUGAAAACAUAAAAAAUACUUACAAGAAAUUUAAAAUCAAUAAAUUUUAAUCAUACAUACAUACAUAUUUAAGAUAACAACAUAAACCAAAAAGCAAUUUCUCGCACAUUAAUACAUAAGACUAGGGUGCAAUCUAGCACAUAAAUGCAAUCAGAUUCAAUUACAUACUACAUGCAUAUACAUAUACAUAAAAGGAUAAAUAACAUACACAUUAUUUAUUUAUCCUAUUGUGUCAUAAAAAAACUUCUCACAUUUGAAACUUCUUGUUUAAACAACAAAACGGUCUUUAUGUUAUGUGCCAAAUUAUUUUCUUUCCUUUUCUAUUUUAAACAUAAUCUUACUGUAAAUCCCAAAUAAACAGUAGUCCUUGAAUGGUGUUCAAUGCAAACUUAAUGAAAACACACUACAUAGAUAAUUCAACCCAUAAUUAAUGUGUAGGAUUUUAAUCGAAUGCAUCCCCCGAAUACGAGAUGAAAAUAUUCAAACCCAUAUUUAAAUGUAUAUUAGUUUUCGCAACAUCAUUUACGACUAAGUAGAAAUUGGAUAUGGAACUUGUUUUCUUUUAUAAUACAAUCCGCACGCAAUUUUAAUAAAAAGGUUCAAAACAA